CUAUAUGUUACUGGACAAUACGAGAAGUAUGCGUGUGUAAAUAACAAAAGAAAAGGCAAGACGGGAUAGCAGCAGCAGCAGGCAGCAACGCCAACAGAAGCAAGAGCAGAGCAGCACCUGGCAGCAAAAUCUUUGUGCCCCCCAACGAAGCGUGUGUGUGUGUGUGUGCGUGCAAGCAUCUGUGCGCAGCAGUGAGUACCGCAAGAGCAGGAGCAAGAGGCAACAAAAGAGACCAAGGCAAAGACAGGCAUAGCGUAUCGUUCGACGUCAAGAAGGAGGGCCACGGCAAUGUGCAACUAGUGUCGGCCACACGCACGAUCCCACUGUAAGCAGCUCUCAUGGCCACAUAGCCCCGCUUCAAUAUGAACCUGGAAUCGCUCUUUCGCGACUUCAAUCCCUGCAAAUUCAUUGUUCACUGCAGCCUAUUUACCUUUGUGACACUAUAUGCCUUGCGUCUGGAUGACUACAUUGAUUGGCCUUAUUGGGCCAUCUUUACUCCGCUGUGGAUUUGGAAGUGCACAGCCAUACUGGGCGCCAUUGUUGGUGCGAUUGUGUGGUGUCGCUAUCCCCACUACCGCCUCGAGGGCGAUGCCUACACGCAGUUCAAGGCGAUGCUCAUCUCCCUGGCCCUGCACCUCAUACUGCUGAUGUUCGAGCUGCUGGCGUGCGACAAACUGACCUCGGAUCGCCACCUUUGGGUACUUGUGUUCAUCCCGCUGAUCUUCGGCUCGGUGGUCAGUGUGGGUGCCUGCGUGUGGGCCGUCAAGCAUGAUCGCUCCUUCGAGCUGGAGCUCUUUUUGGCCGUUAAUGCGCUGCAGUUUGUCUCGCUGCCGCUGAAGCUUGAUCGGUUCGUCUACUGGAACUGGGACGUGGUGUUUGUGCCCAUGUGGAUUGUCAUCUGCCUGAGUCUGGUCAGUGUGCUCUACAACAUCAUAUUCUGUGGCAUUAUGAUGCGCACCCCGGAGGUCUCACUGCAGCAAAAGAAGGCAGCCCUCAAUGCGGCCGUGGGCAACAUAUGCACGGUGCUUCCCCUGCUCUGCUUUCAGGUGGUCAUAUGCGACAAGCUAGAUGGAGAGCUAAAGUUCCCCUACAUUGUGGUUUUCUCGCCGCUGCUCGUCUCCAUUCUGGCGCUGAUCAUUCUCAGCUUCACCGCCAAGGGCGGCAACAUGUGGUGGUUCGGCAUUCGAAAAUCCUUUAGCCAGUUCCUGCUCUCGGCCAUGCCGUUCCUCCAGGAGUACGGCAACAUCAGCUACCAUGCCGACACGCAUAGCAAUGCCGGGCAGUCUGUACCAUUGGAUGCCUCCUCAUCCACCAGCACGGCGGCGGCCAGCGAGCAGCUGCAUGAGUUUAGCCGGCACGACAAGAAGAGCAAGAAGGGAGCCAAAAAUGAUAUACUAAAGCCGGUGGUGCCAUUCGUAAGCAUUGAUUUGCCGGACUAGACAACAGUUGCGGAAGAGCAGCGACAGCGGAAACAAUAAGAAAUCAAAUAGAUUUAAGGACACACAUGCACACCUAAGGAUAGGUGCACACACACAAUCACAUACAUACAUGAGCGCACAUGCAUUACUAUAUAUACCAUACCAUACCAUACCAUAAAUCGGCCGUAGCUUAUAGUCUCGUACUGAACUCUAAUUGUAAGCCUCAUGCUUAAAACUCGACCCUAUCCGUGGCCGCCACCCGCAGCACAACCAUCCAAACAUACACACAUGCAAUUGGGAUACGGAGAUCAUUUAUAAUAGUUGUACAACCCAGAUUUAGACGCAUACUAAAACGUAUUGCCUGAGAGCUACUAUACCCAGUUCCACAGUAAUGGUUGGACAGCAGGAGGAGCAUGUACAUACAUACAUAUGUACAACUAUUAUAUGAUCCAAUUUGAUACCUUCCCUCUCCACUCCUCUCCUCCCCCACACGUCCACACACACAAAGAAAACUAUGUUUAAAACGCGCUACGA
Molecule: messenger RNA, 1952 nt
Organism: Drosophila guanche
Lineage: Eukaryota; Metazoa; Arthropoda; Insecta; Diptera; Drosophilidae
Product: transmembrane protein 185B
Exons: 4
Coding region: 363-1439 (358 amino acids)
Source: RefSeq, a predicted model, not a curated record